UCAGGCAUCACUCCUCUCAGAGACGAGUGGACACACAGGCUGUCAGGAUGCAGAAGGCAGUGAUUCUGGUUUCCUUGCUGGUCCUGGGUUGGUCCCAGACCCUUCAGGGACUCCCUACACUUCCAGAGCCUCUCUAUCCUACGCAGGAGAACUUUGACCUGAACAGGUUUUUGGGAACAUGGCAUGACGUUGCCGUGGCGAGUUCAUGUCCCUAUAUGCAACGUAACAGGGGAGAUGCAGCCAUUGGGACACUGAUCCUGCAGAGCGGCACUGAAGGCAAACUCAAGACUACUCGAAGGGUACUCAGGCAAGGAACAUGUAAGGAGAUGACUGUGGACUAUGAGUUGACCACCACACCAGGACGAUUUACCUACCAUGUUGCCAGGUGGGCAGCAGACGUGGAUGCCUACGUGGUUCACACAAACUACAAUGAGUAUGCAAUAGUGAUAAUGGGCAAACAGAAAUCGUCAGGGGAUAAGAGCACCUCCGUUAAGCUUUACAGUCGAACUAUGACUGUGAGAGACACUGUGCUGCAGGACUUCAAAACACUGGUCAGAGAACAGGGAAUGAGUGAUGACACCAUUAUCAUUAAGCAGGACAAAGGUGACUGUGUUCCUGGAGUGGUGGUGGUUGAGCCGACUGCUCAGCCUGAGCCUCAGCGGAGGAAGAGAGACGUGGUGCCUACUUUGGCUCCUGCAGAUGUUGAGGGUUCUGGUGAUGACACACCUCUUUUCAAUGGAACUGAGGCCUGUAAUGCAGCACCAGAUACAGGACCAUGCUUUGGGACGCACCAGCGUUUCUACUACAACUCCUCCUCAAUGAGCUGUGAACUAUUCAACUAUGGAGGGUGUAUGGGCAACCAGAACAAGUUUGAAACUGAGAGAGAGUGUCUGCAGAGAUGUCGCACUGAGGCUGUGUGCCGUCUGCCCUUGGCGCCCCAAUCCUGCACGGGCCAGCCAUCCAUCUGGGCCUUUGACUCCACCAUGGGUCUGUGUGUGCCCUACAAACAGGGCUACUGCCAGGGCAAUGCCAACAAGUUCUACAGCAAAGCAGAGUGUGACGAAUACUGCGGGGUGAUGAACGAUGAGGGAGAGCUCCUGAGCACAAACUGAAUGACAUCAGGAAACAUCACCGCUCAAAUGAACUCAUCAAACAGAGACGUAGAACGAACCAGCACCACAUAAGGGGCAGAUUAAGGAAAUGUGACUUUGUCUCAGCAGUCACAGAAUAUGUGAAGUUAUAUCACAACAGAUCAAAAAUAAAAUGAGUGAUAACUCUG
Molecule: messenger RNA, 1279 nt
Organism: Epinephelus fuscoguttatus (brown-marbled grouper)
Lineage: Eukaryota; Metazoa; Chordata; Actinopteri; Perciformes; Serranidae
Product: protein AMBP-like
Exons: 10
Coding region: 48-1112 (354 amino acids)
Cellular component (GO): cell surface; plasma membrane
Molecular function (GO): serine-type endopeptidase inhibitor activity
Source: RefSeq, a predicted model, not a curated record